CAUUGCUUACCGCAGCAGACGUUGGGAUACAAGUUACAAAUGCUUCACUCUGCCAAGUCCGAUCUGAUCUAUGGGAAAUAUGUAUGUGUGAGGCUCCACAAGGGCCAGGCACAGAUGACACCUGAGGUUGCGGAAUCCAUCCAUCAACCGUCCGUAUCCGGUUAACCUGUUCUGUCCUCAACAUCUAUUUACUCCACCAUUACCGCGACUGAUAAUCCCAUGAAUUCGGUUUCGCCUGGUCAGCCAUGACCGACUUCAACAAUCUACCUUUCGUGACCAUUAGCUCGAGACAACCGUCUGAUGAGAAUGGAUUUAGCAGCGGGGAUUCUGCGUACGGUUCCAGUCUGGGGGACUCAAAACCCCCCUCGGCUACCCACGACAUUAGCCGCGUGAACUACCAUUUAAAGCGCCUGCCCGACUUUGCAAGAGCUUUGGAAGAGUCGGCAACUCGGGCAUUUCCGAAUCGCGGCAGCUCGCAGCGUUAUAGGAAAGUAUGCGUGCUUCUGCUACAUUGGGACUCAGACGAUUUGUUCGUCCUACCCGAGUUGGAAGAUUUAGAAAUAUGUUUUCAGCAUGACUACAACUUUGAGACCGAAAGGUUCACUCUCCCAUCUGGCAAUGCGCACCUGGAGUUGAUGUUGAAGAUCGGGGCUAUGAUAAAGGAUCAUGAAUCUACUGACACUUUACUGGUCAUUUACUAUGCCGGCCAUGCCAGAAUUGACGAUAAUAGACAGAGUACCUGGUGUGCAUCGCGAAGUUUAGAUUCGCCGUGGUUACAAUGGUCCGCAAUCCAAACCCUACUGGAGAGAUCAUUAUCGGAUGCUUUAAUCUUGUUAGACUGCUGUGCUGGGGCCGCAAGUGCUGCCUUUCCCACCGGUAGUAGUAUAACAGAAACCAUUUCGGCCUCCAGUUGGGAUGCUAUCGCACCGAACCCUGGAAGAUAUUCGUUCAGCGCCACACUCCUUGAAGUCCUCCAAGAGUGGAAGAGAAAGACAUUCUCAGUAGCAAUGCUUCAUGCUGAAAUACUCGCCCGCUUGAAGCACCCCCGCCCCGAAAGACGCAAUGGGGGUCACUUUGAAGCGAGAACCACGCCGGUGCAUUUUAUGAUGACCGCGAAUCAUAGAGCGCCCAGCAUUGAGCUAUGCAGGAUCAACAACGAUACAGUACCGCCUCCGCUUCCUUCUGGGCCCGCGUCAGGACGUAGCUCCUUUGCUGGAGGUCGCGCUAGCCCCGAGGAAAUUAUUGGUUCUGUACCAAAUGAAACCGUUCCGCAUGUGAUGGUCUCACUUGCGCUAGAAGAUGACCAGACUCUAAAUAUUGAAGACUGGGAACGUUGGCUUGCCAGCUUCCCCGCCUUAGCCAAAUACGUUCAAGUUCAAGGAGUGUUUAAAAGCCAUUCGACGCUUCUUCUACUAUCGUUGCCGAUUAUGGUCUGGGAUAUGCUGCCAGAUAAUCCUGCCUGCAACUUCGUAGCUUUCAUUCGAUCGAACAACCUUGUCGCGCGAAGGCAAGAAAAGGAGCCAGCACAACCAUCUUGGAAUCUUACACCGUCGAAUGUUGAAAUAGAAUCUGAUCAGGACUCUAUCUAUUCGGGUACUACCACGGUCACCUUGGACCAGUUAGACUCACUAGGAGCCAUGAACUUGCCUGUUAUGGACCGUAUCAAUGAGAGCGUUGACAGGCCUAAGCUUAGAUGGCCGGGCAUCCAAGCUGACACUAUACUGGCAACUCGACCGCCUGUGGAGAGCAAUGUACAGCAGCGUUCAUCAAAUCCUAUACCUCAAUUGUCUACGAAAGGAAUCCAAAGUUCUCUAGCUAAUGCAGCACGAAGUGUAUCUAAUACAUCUAACGCUCAGCUAUCUGAUCAGGCGCGAUCGCUCCAGUUGGCUGCUAAAGUGGCCGAUCGAUCUCCCACCAUGCCAACCCUUCCGGCUCAUGUGGAGAAAAGAUUAGAGGAGUUCUUUAUGGACAAUCCCAAGCCGGCUGUCGGGGUGAAGGAUUUUUUGGCGUCGAACUUAGGAAUUGAAACCGCCGAUUUAGAUAGCUGGUUCCGCCAUCGCCGAGAGCAACAGGAGGUGUCGAACAAACUACUAAGUCUACGGAUGAAUGAUCAGAAUCAUACGCAACACCCAAAAGACGGCGCUCGCAUGAUUCUACCAGGCCAUCUUAAUACACUGCUUGAGAUGUUCCCAACAGGUCAGACUGUAGUCAUUGACCUGCGCCCGAACGCCAGCUAUCAGCGCUCGCACAUUCAUGGUGCAAUCAAUUUCAGGGCCCCUGCAUCCUUUGUCUCACGGGCAUCAUUUGAGAUGAUUGAGAGGUCACUGACUGAUGAAGCCAGUCGGAGUUCCUUCGAUAAGUGGUAUACGAGUAAAUGUGUUAUCUUUUACGACAAAGUGGUUGAAUACCCAUGGGAUGCCCCCGUUGCUGAAGCCUUCUUUCAAAAAUUCAAAAGCAAGCAUUGGCCCGGCCAGGUUUUUGUGCUUAAAGGCCACUAUAUCGAGUUCUCGGAGUCAUUCGACAAAUACAUUGUUGGGACGAAUACCACAGAUAAGGCCAUCAAAUACUUAGCCAGUCUGCAGGACGCCUCCUGGGAGGAGAGUAAUGAUGAUCAACAACGUUACGAUGACUGGCUAAAACUCCUCGAUGAAGAGGACAGAGUUCACACCACAGAGCUGCAACCGGCAGUAAAAUCAGAACGGCAAGAAGCGACAGACCGGGAACAACAGGCACUAGAGGUUGAAUUUUGGCGCGCGUUCCCCGCUCUGUAUCAGCAGGCGCAAAAUCGCCAACCGGACGAGAAUUGGUCUGUUAAAGCACCCUUAGUGGCCCAUCUCGAACGCGGCAUCGCGAAAAUGCAACACGAAGCCGGGUUGUCACGCUCCUCUACCACACCGUUAUCCUCCAAUGUAUCACGUAGUAACACCAGCGGUGGCGACGGUGCGCCCGGUAACGGCCCGCCACAAUAUACUCGGUACCCUAGCGAGUCCCAUGACUCCAGGGGUAAGGGUUAUGCCAGAAAAGAAGCAGAGGGGGACUACAAUGCCUACCAUCACCAAUCGCACCACCUCAAUGUCUGGCAAGGCCCAGAACCAACUUUACAUAAAUCUUCUUCUUCGUCGACGUUGAGGGGCAAGGCGUCUGAGGAGCCGAGCUCCGGGACGAUGAGAGCCACCCCACCGACGAUGGGUCCUAGUACAGGCCCAGCACAACUGGAUAGGAGAGGUCCCGCAUCUAUAAUCAAACGAAUCAUGCGGAGCGGAAAACCGGAUGCACCCCCAUCUCGUUGAGCUGUAAUCGUAGGUCCCAUUUGCGAAAA
Messenger RNA from Xylaria bambusicola, 3319 nucleotides. RefSeq lists its product as uncharacterized. Gene Ontology annotation, molecular function: DNA binding. The transcript has 6 exons. The record is from RefSeq and is a predicted model, not a curated record. NCBI's taxonomy places the organism in Eukaryota, Fungi, Ascomycota, Sordariomycetes, Xylariales, Xylariaceae. The coding region runs from base 246 to 3290 and encodes 1014 amino acids.